GUAUAACGUAAAUGUAAAUUAUUAGUCUGUACCUUUGUAAAAAAAAGCUGUUCAGUUUAUUUUUUUUAGAUCAGAAAUAAAUGGAUUACAAACAACGGUAUUAGAAGUCAGUUCAAAUAUAAAAAACCGGCCAAUUAAUACUAAUUAGAUUCUACUUCCAUAAAAUUUUCUCCGAAUUCCAUUGACUAUAAUUCUAUCUCACAGAAUGAGGACAGGUCAAGUAACAUUGAUCAUGAACAUUCUCCAUCUAUUGUUUAUUCAAUCUACCGAAAGUUAUGCUGUUUUAGAAGGUAAACAAAUUGUGAAGAAAGUUUAUUCAAAACGCCAACCAAUAGUACUAACAGCUGCAGCUGGUUUUAUGUCACGUACAGACAGUAUUGACACAAUGAAUAAUAGUAAUGUUAAUCGUAGUAUAUUUAAUAAUGGGAAUGGUUUCUCUACUAUUCAUCAUGUUCCCAAGAACUCAAGUGGUGCAUACAUCCCACCAAAUUUUAUUACUGGAGCACAUUUAGCGCCUGCACACUCUAUAUUCUCAGAUAUUAAUAAAGAAAACUAUACAAAAUGGUCAUUUUCUACUACAUUUAAUCCAUCAACUACAUCUCAGUUAAAUGAAGAAGUCCACGAAGAUACACUAACAGAUUUUCCGUUGUACAAGCAACAAAAUCAAACUGAGGAAGAGAUUCAUUCAUUUGGUGGGGGGAAUCAACGACAAAUUAUGGAAGAUGAUAAUGAAUUGCCACAAAUUCAUUCAGACUACCUUUAUGAUGCAGAUUAUGAUUUACCGGAAGAAAUGAAUAAAUAUCAAGUUGUAAUAUCAUCAGAUAUGGAUCCUCCGUAUUCUAUGGACCAACCAAAUGGGGCUGCUAUCAACUCGUCUAGAUUUUCAUGGUCAUAUAAUAAAGAUUAUGAUCAACCCAUGGAGAAUAAAGUGCAAUUUAAGCAGAAUAUCUAUCUAGAUGAUCAACAAAAGAAAGAAGAAGCACGUCCAGUCUAUCAUUCACCAGUUCGCUGGGCAAUAAGAUCAAUAGCUACAAAUGGACAACCAAGUCACAUUGCUUGUAGUCAACCUUUAGAUAGAGGAGUUGGUUCUAAUGAAUUGUCUUCUUGGUACUAUGAUUCGAAUGAUGGGAGAUGUCGCUGGUUUGGAUAUCGUGGAUAUGGUGGGAAUGCUAAUAGAUUUUACAGCCGCACAGCUUGCGAAGAAUUAUGCGUUCGAGAUAAUCACAAUUUAUGUGAGUUUGCCAAAUGUCCAAAAUCAAUCACAACCUGUGAACUUGUUGGUGAUCAAUCAUGCAAAGUUUACAAACAACAACAUUCUAAAUCAUGGGAAGCUGAAUGUCCACCGGAUCAACCAGUAUGUGUUACUAAACGAAAUACGAGAAUGGCACCAGAUAUUGAAUUUGAAAAUGUUCCAUCUGAGUGUAAACAACCACCUGAUGCAGGAUCAUGUCAAAUAAAAAAUCCAUCACAAAAUUUUUUCUAUGAUCUAGAAAAUAAUGAUUGUACAUCAUUUUAUUUUCAUGAAUGUGGUGGAAAUGAUAAUCGAUUUGUUACAAAAUCUGAAUGUAUGAGUCAUUGUUCACCUUGAAUGAAAUAAAUUUUCAAUAUCAUCUUUGUUUUACAUUAUCAUCUUUUCUUUAACAUUAUAAUAAUCAUUCUUAUCAACCAUGAAAGCAAAAAAACAAAACAUAAUCAAUUUCAUUCACAUUUUUCACCUUCUCAUAGUAGUUAUCAACAGAAAUGGUAUCAGUUUCACUUUUGAUUAUUAUUAUUAUUAUUAUUACUAUUAUUAUUAAUGCUAUCAUCCAAAGAAAUCUCAUUUUCAUGAAUAGCCAUACUAGUAAUAUAUAUAUACAUAAAUACUAGUAAUUACAUAUAUUUUUGAGAAUAAACAAACAAACAGCAUUAACAUAAUUUCUAAUAGUAAAUGGAUAGUGAUAACAUUUUCUGAUUGUUCUUCUUCUCUGUCGUCGUCGUCGUCGUCUUCAAUAAAUUGCUUGAAUUGAUUGGUUUUAAUUAAUUGUAAUAAUUACUUAACUGAACCAAACGAUUAUCAUAGUGAUGAUUGUUUCGUUUUUCUUAUGCUUACAUAAACAUUAUUAAUACUAUACAUAUAUAUGUAUUCAUACUUUUCAAUCCUUUUUCUCUGUCCUAUUAAAAUGUUAAGGAGAAUUAAAAAGUGAAUUUUUUGGGAGAAAAA
Schistosoma guineensis is the source of this 2200-nucleotide messenger RNA. NCBI's taxonomy places the organism in Eukaryota, Metazoa, Platyhelminthes, Trematoda, Strigeidida, Schistosomatidae. The record is from the annotation of a GenBank genome assembly.